AUGAGCGUAAAACUAUAUCAUUUGACAUCAUUACAAAUAAGAUCAAACGUGUUUGUAUUAUCAAUAUCGGACAAGUCUUAUACAAUUGAAUCUACUCAAGUAAAAAAAUCAAACGAUUAUAUUAAAGAGCAAAAUCAACAGCCUGAUGUACUAUAUCCCCAUGAUGCCGAACAAGUAUUGAAAGAAUUAGAUCCAAAUAUCAUCGUACGAACUAUUUAUUUAACUCCGAAUGUUCGUCAAAGUAUAGGAAUAAUUCGACGAUUAAAACAUGACGUCGAUAUAUUUAUAAAUCUCUAUAGUAAUGUCGAUGAGACAGCAAAUAAAAUUAUUGAAUAUAUGCAAAAUGAAGGUAUCGCAUUUACUGGUGCCAGCUUUCCUUUUAAUGAUCCAACACGAAUAGAAUUAAAGCGAUUGUGUCGUUACAAUCAAUUACCAACACCUAAAUUUGCACUUAUCAUCGAUUUAGACAAAUAUAAUGAUGACACUUUAAAUCAAGUUGUAGAUAAAUUAGAUGGUUUUCCACUAUUUGUUAAACCAGAACAUGGAUAUGACAGCGUUGGAAUCAAUGAAAAAUCCUUGGUUCGUAAUGUGACUGAUAUGAAACAACGUUGUUCACCAGUUAUUGAUGAAUUCGGUGGUGCUCUAAUUGAACAAUACAUUGAAGGACGAGAGUUUACUGUUUUAGUUAUUGGAACUAAACACAUGUAUCAAGCAUUCAAUGGAGAUGGUUAUGCUAGAAUGGAUAUCCGACAAGAUCAACGAACAAAACAACUCUUUAUAUUAGAUUGUAAUCCAAAUUGUAGUAUUUUCUAUAGAGAUUCAUGUUCAGCUGAUUUUAUUUGUCAAGUCAAUAGUUGGUCAAAGAGUCGAUUGAUGAAAUUUCUCUUAGAUCAAGAUAGUGCUCAAUGGCAACCAAUUAAUCAUUCAUGCGAUCCAAAUGUCUGGAUUGAUGGUUUUCAAUAUGUUGCGAGAAGACCGAUUCAUGAAGGUGAACAAUUAACUGUUGAUUAUUCAACAUACACAGUCUCAUCUCAUGAUUUUGAAUGUUGGUGUAAAUCACCUUUAUGUCAACGUCGAAUCCAACUAAAUGAAUACAAAGAAAAAUGGUUUCAAGAUCGAUAUGGAUCACAUACUACUUCUUACAUUCAAAUGCUUAUCGAAAUCGACAAGAUGAAAAAUAACAAAUUAUAA
Adineta steineri is the source of this 1191-nucleotide messenger RNA. The record is from the annotation of a GenBank genome assembly. NCBI's taxonomy places the organism in Eukaryota, Metazoa, Rotifera, Eurotatoria, Adinetida, Adinetidae.